AGCAGUUUCAGGAUGGAAUCCCUUGUGGCGGCAAACACCAAGUUCUGCUUUGACCUACUCUGUGAACUGAGUAAGAGGGAUCCACACAAGAACAUCUUCUUCUGUCCCCUGAGCCUCUCUGCCGCUCUGGCCAUGGUCCGUCUCGGAGCACGAGGCCAAUCUGCCCAACAGAUUGACCAGGCCCUUCACUUCAACGAAAUUUUGUCAAGUGGGAGCUCAGAAGAUGACAUUUCUGUGGAAAGCAGAAACCAGGAGAAUCAAUCAGACCCGGAGUCAUCUCAGGAUGAGGAUUCUGUGACCCAAGAGAGGGAGGCCAGAGGACUUGAAUCCGUCUUCCGGAAACUCCUCUUCAAAUUAGACCGAGUCCGAGCCGAAUAUACCCUGAGCAUGGCCAGCAGGCUGUAUGGAGAGAAGAGCUUCCCGAUCAGUCAGGAGUACCUAGAUAAAGUGAUGAAAUUCUACCAUACAACCAUGGAAGCUGUUGACUUCCAGAAAAGCCUUGAAGAAACGAUCCAGCAGAUUAAUUUCUGGGUGGAAUGUCAGUCCCAGGGUAAGAUCAAGGAGCUCUUCACAAAGGACACCCUGAACUCCACUGUGGUGAUGGUGCUGGUCAACGCCGUCUACUUCAGGGCCAAGUGGGAAAAAGGCUUCGAGACCGAAAAGACAGAGGAAUCGGUGUUCUGGCUGAGCCAGGGCGAGCAGAAGAAGGUGAAGAUGAUGCACCAGAGGAAUUUAUAUAGGAUUGGCUUCAUCGAAGAAUUAAAGACACAGAUUCUUGAGAUGAGAUACAUCAAGGGGAGAAUGAGUAUGUUUGUACUGCUGCCAUCGAGCUCCGCCGAGGACUCCCCUGACCUGGAAGAGGUGGAGAGACAGAUCACCCAAGAGAAGCUGUCCGCCUGGACCAGCCCCUCCAGUAUGGCCGAAGCCCAGGUAGACGUCUCCUUCCCCCAGUUCACCCUGCAGGGCAGCUACGAUCUCAACUCUGUCCUUCAGGACAUGGGGAUCACCGACCUCUUUGACGAAUCCAAGUCCGACCUCAGCGGCAUAUCGCCGCAGCCGCAUCUCUACUUGUCCCAAGUUGUUCACAAGACAUUCGUGGAGGUCACGGAGGUCGGCACGGAGGCGGCGGCGGCCAGUGGCGUGGCCGUUUCGGAGAAGUCCGCGGUGCUCCCUGUGACUUUCAAUGCGGAUCACCCUUUCCUGUUCUUCAUCAGACACAACCGGACCCAGACCAUCCUCUUCUACGGCAGAGUCUGCUCCCCCUGAAGUCGGCCCCGUUCCCCGGCUCCAAGGGGCAGCCUGGGGGUCGGUCCCUCUCGUCACGGGGGUCUCCUCCGGUCAGUUCCGGUCAGCUAGUUUCAGCUCCGGUCAGCUAGCCACCCCUCCCGCCCCCUGCCGAAUCGGCAGCCAGGACUGCUUCAUGGCCCUCACCCCUAGCCUCUUGCCGUGGGACCCCGUGUCCCGGGACCCCACACCAGAUUACUCAGCUGAUCCUGCGCCGGCGGUAACCCCCCUUUCUCCUUGCCACUGGGUUGUCUCCGUUUGAGACCCGUGGAAACACUUCAGGCAGCUGAUGGCCUCUAUAAGAAGCGGUGUGGAGACAAGACCCCUAGAGCUCAAUAUCGAUCUUACGCACUACACCUGUUCACUGGCGGUUCGGGGUGCAGAUUUGCACCCUGAACCUGAACGCCGGGAUCCGCGUGCCCAACCUGCACACGUAGCCGCAUAUCGAAUCCGCACACCGGUGCCUGCACAUCGCAGUGGCUUGGGGAGAUGGGUGGGUUUAGUGAAGCCCUCUGAUUGCCUUUGUAAGACCUAACAUUUACGUUUAUGUGAACUAUUCCAUUUUAGUAAAUAAAAGUGCUUUUGCUUCUAACUGAA
Messenger RNA from Ornithorhynchus anatinus (platypus), 1881 nucleotides. It is a transcript of the gene SERPINB12, whose product is annotated as serpin family B member 12. The transcript has 7 exons. NCBI's taxonomy places the organism in Eukaryota, Metazoa, Chordata, Mammalia, Monotremata, Ornithorhynchidae. The record is from RefSeq and is a predicted model, not a curated record. Gene Ontology annotation, biological process: negative regulation of endopeptidase activity. Gene Ontology annotation, molecular function: serine-type endopeptidase inhibitor activity. Bases 13 to 1266 code for a protein of 417 amino acids.